AUGACCACGAAGGCGAGGACGACAACGACUAUCGAAGAGAAGGUUUUGCAUACAGCCGACAAGCUGGAUCGACCAGUGGCUCCACAUCGAUACUCCUUCCCGAUUGCAAUGGAAGAGGCAACUCUCAUUGAAGUCGAGGAGGGAAGUCAUAGUGGUGGUUUCCAGCGGGAUCUGUAUGGAUGUGCCAGCUGUUCGGAAAAGAUUCCUCAUACAAAAGCUCGAAUCUUAUGCAGUCGAUGUCUAAAUUACCAUUUAUGCUCGAAUUGCUACGUUAUCAAGAGCUAUGCCAAACCUCAUGUCGACUCGCAUCAAACCAAAGUCAUCACAGUAUCUGGCUUCUUCGUCCCAGGCGCACCAACAGUCCCUCCAAAACCAGCUCCAGCGUUACCGCCUCGAGCAAACCCCGCGCCCGCAUUAUCGAUAAAAGACACGGUUGAAAUUCCUACAGCUGAUUGGGGAUUAUUAUGGAAUAUCAUGAAAGCUCCAUUGCAGAAGAAGGGUCCAAAACUCCCAACUAAAGAUAAAGAUGGCCUGGCGAUCGAGGUGAAGGAUGUGACAGGAGGAGGCAUGGCAAGUGGGAUGAGCAAUCUUCCACCCUCACCACCAACUUCUGUAAAUCUUCUCGACGAUGCAGCUACCACGAAUCCAAUGCCCGAAACCUGGGAACCUUUAUUUGCUGCAGACUCCACACCGACACCCAUCUUCAUCGCCCUGAUGAGCACAAUUUUCAGCCAUCUCGACCCGUCACGCACCGGUUAUUUGAGCCCAGAAACAUACUCUGACUUUCUUGACACUCAAGGCUAUCAGUGGAAUGCGAAUGUUUGGAAAAAUGCACUGGACUCAGAAAACAAUGAGAACCCCAAAGAUUUAGCAGACGUUGAAUUUGGAAAUUACCUCGCAGAAAUGAGCAUCUCCCACGAACUUCGCGUUCGCUCAGACAACGAAUCAACUUCCGAAUCAGUAGAAGCAUCAUUAGAUGCAAAUCAAAACUACAGUCCGAAAAUGCCAAUGUUGACCAAACAAGGCUUCAUGGAUCUGAGUGCGAUCGAAUAUCUGGUAAAUCCGGACAAAGCACUUGACUACCUACGAAAGGCUCUCGACGAAUACGGAAUUUGGAAGGGACUGGGGGAGAUGCCACGGGUUGCUCUCCCUAAUAAUUCGUUGCCUAAAGCGUCUCGAACUAAAUCGAAUGCAACGGCGGAGAGAAAUGUUGUAGUCGAAGAAGGAAAGGAGACGAUGAGCCCCCCGCCACUGCCAAAGCGUAGUCCAACCGUGGAGGCAAAGGCCAAGACACCGGGUAUGAAGGAUGAAUUUGAUGAGGUAGAUUUGAAGGAGAAAGUGUCUAAUAAUACUGAUCUUGACUCGGUCGCGGAGUCGAAGGACGAGAAGACUGUCGACGCAGGGACUGGAGAGCAGGCAUCUAGUCCUGGCGAACAGAAGGUUCAAAAGGAGAAUGAUGAGAAGGCAAAUGAUACCAUUACAAUGUCUCGACGCUUUAUAUCAACGAAGCUGCGCAAUCGCGGAGUCGUGUCAUCCGUUAUUUGCACCCCUCGAACGCCCGAUGGAGUGAGAAUUGCUCUCUUCAAACGAAAUCUUGAAACUUCGUAUUACGCUGGAAAAUGGGCCCUAUGCAGCGGCUCCAUCGAAACUAGUGACCAAAACCCAGAAGCAGCCGCAAGCCGAGAAAUCCUCGAGGAAACCGGACUGGGUAAAGACGACGUAAAACUGCUUACUCGAGGCGCUCCGUAUCAGCUAGAGGACAAAGAGUUGAACACUCUGUGGACUAUUCAUCCUUUCGCCUGGCAAUUUGAUGAAAAUGCAUCUGGAAAAACAAUCACGCUGGAUCGCGAGCACGAGAAAUACGUUUUUAUAAGUCCCAAGGACGUCAAAACUUACGACCAUGUACCGCAACUAGAUCUUGCACUUAAGCGUGUCUUGAUCAGUCCCAUGUUAGAAGAGGGGCUCGCAGCAUUAUCAGCCAAGCAUUCAGAGGGCACGCAGGUCCUGGCGGUAGAGGCCUUGACUUUACUCCUGAAUAUUGUGGAGUACUGGCAAGUCGGAUUUUUCGGUUCUAAGAAAGAGUUUUGGGACGAGCUGAGAUGGGUCGGAUGGCACAUCAUGAAGAACGGUCUGCCGGCCGUUGGCAAAGGGCCGGAUCCUUCCCUUGCGAUUUUAAAGGUCCUGCUCGCCGUUCAGGCAAGACUUACGGUUCCGGGCGGCGUAUCGAGGCACUUGGUGCAUAAAUUAGAAAGAUUACAGAUUUUCACGAUUGAUGAGAUAGCGUUGAUGAUGGACUUUGCGAGGACUCGUUCGGAUAAGCUUGUGAAAGUUCCUCAUCGUAAAAAGUGGCUGGAGAAAACUGUUUUCUCUGAGCUAUGA
Glarea lozoyensis ATCC 20868 is the source of this 2379-nucleotide messenger RNA. RefSeq names its product Nudix. Lineage: Eukaryota; Fungi; Ascomycota; Leotiomycetes; Helotiales; Helotiaceae. The record is from RefSeq and is a predicted model, not a curated record. Bases 1 to 2379 code for a protein of 792 amino acids. The transcript has 4 exons.